AUGGCUGUACGCGCGUGCCUGUGCAUGGAAGGCACUGUUGUGGUGUUUCUUCCGAGUAUGGGGUGCGGGCAUUCAAUGGCGGCGGCGUCAGAGGGGGCGUCCGCGGCCCAAGCCGUGGGCCGUGGCCCCGGCGAUGGGAACACGGGAGCGAAGUGUAUAUUUGCGGGUGUUGCGGGCAACGACCCCACGGACGGCCAAAGCGCCACGGAUAGUUCGCAUUGUGUGUUCCGCAACGCACUGUCCUCGGCAGUGGAGCAAAUAUACUUGAUGCAGCGAAGUGGCGUCGUCUCACUUGAUGACGGGGAGAUGGAGGAAGUCACAGCUCUCACACGUGGGUUGGACAAUUUGCAGGCCAACCAAAAAGAGGACCGCUUCAGUUUACUGGGAAGCUGGAGGAUCCUGGAGAAGGAAGGCACGGUGAACCUCUUUGGCCAGCGCAUUUACGAAGACAUGAUGGAGCGUGAUCCAGAGAUCAAGGAACUUCUCUUCGGGAUUGAGAUCCCCGAACAAUCCAAAGUGCUUGCACGGAUGUUUGCUACGGCAGUUACCUUCUAUGCAAGGCAAGACGUGAUGCAGAGAAUGUUUUUGGCCAUUGGUGCCCAGCACCGUGCGUACGGUGCUGUAACGAGGCACGUUAACCAGAUGCAGCAAUCAUUUUUUCGUGUGUUUCCAGCCUUCGUGGGACAGGACGUGUUUGAUCGCUGCCAGGAGGAGUGGCGGCAAUUCUGGUUUACCCUGACGGAAUGCUUUGAGCGCGGCAGCAGAAGCCAGGAGGGUGACAAAUAUGGGAAGCUGCGCGAACUCCAAAUGGUUAAGCAACUGCAAGAGGACUUUGCCUUGAUUAAGCAGCGCCAGGACGGGCUUGAGAUGAAGAGGCAGUUCGUUGGCGUCAUCUACGGCAAGGCCAUUGAGAUGGAGCCAACCUUGCACGCUUUACUGCCCUUGUGGAUCUUCGAACCAGCAGACGAGUGUUUGAGUUUUUGGUGGAGGUAUUUAAUUCGCUUGGGGACCUUGAAAAGGCGGGGCAAGCUCUGGAGGAGCUCGGAGCCAGGCACAUAG
This is a messenger RNA of Trypanosoma conorhini, 1059 nucleotides long. Its product is annotated as adenylate cyclase-like protein. Lineage: Eukaryota; Euglenozoa; Kinetoplastea; Trypanosomatida; Trypanosomatidae. The record is from RefSeq and is a predicted model, not a curated record. The transcript has a single exon. The coding region runs from base 1 to 1059 and encodes 352 amino acids. Gene Ontology annotation, molecular function: heme binding; oxygen binding.